UAAGUUAAGAAGGAGAGCUAAAAUUAGCACUUUUUAAAAUUUUGUUUAAUAUACCCACUAAACAACCAUCGUAAACGUAAACAAUCAUCGAAUUCAUCCAGUUAUUUAAUUGCCUGUAAUAAGGUGCGUUCAUCAGAACACCACUAAUUUGUUUUUUUGUUUUUUUUUAUAGGUCGACUACAGACUUCUGAGCGUGAACACCAGUAGAUGGCAGUAAUGGGACAGUUAACGGAGGACGUGUGUGUUUGGAGAUUCCAAGAAAGGAUUAACGCAUCAGAUAUCAGGAAGUCAAGUACCUGAAUCUCUGGCUCCUAUCCCAAAAUCCCUUGUGUGUGAUCGUCCCUCCGCCCAUCACCUCCUGUUUUGGAUUGUGGAGUGUGUGUGUAGAGAGCGCACUCAGCGCGCCAUGGCCGCGGAGACGUAUGUCAGCGCCGAGUCCCCGCUUCACAUGGAUUAUAACGCCAAGGUUUUCCCUCAGACCGGCGGAUUCGGGCGGUACAACCGGGUGGUGGUAGUGUUCAGCUGGUUCCCCAGUUUCGCGGUCAUUUUAAACCUUAUUAGCGACGUUUUCUUCACUUUGCUCCCGGAGUCGUAUCACUGCAGACCGGACCCGCAACUGCUUCCUUCCACUUUCCUCCCCGCUAACUUAUCGAGUCAGGGAUACUUGAACCUCACCAUCCCCUGGUUGAACGGCAGUGGCCUCAGUCACUGUCAACUUUUUAAAUAUCCGCCCAACACCUCCGACCAUGUUCCACUGAAGAGGGUUCCCUGCACCCUGGGCUGGGAGUAUACUCAGUCGACCGGGCUGCACAGCAACUUUGUCACUGAGUGGGACCUGGUCUGCAGUGACUACUGGAAAAUCCCACUGCAGCAUAUCUGCUUCAUGAUGGGGUGGAUUAUGGGAUACAUAUUCCUGGGUACUUUAUGUGACAGGCUGGGUCGUCGCUGCUGUUUUCUCCUCUCCCUCAGUCUGUCCAGUCUGCUGGGAGUCGCUGUGUGUUUGUCCAGCAGUGCUGUUGUGUUUCUGCUGCUGCGUCUGUCUCAGGGAACCGCACUGGCCGGAGUCUUUCUGUCUUCUUACAUUGCACGGUUGGAGUUGUGUGACCCUCCUCACCGCCUCAUGGUGGCCAUGGUCAGUGGGUUUUUUGCCAUUUUUGCUGAGGUGCUUCUGCCAGGUUUGGCCGUUUUGUGCCAAGACUGGCGAAUCCUCCAGGCGGUCGUCACGGUGCCGCUGCUGCUCCUGCUCUCCUACUGGUGCUGUGCCUCUGUGUUUCCUGAAUCUCCUCGCUGGCUGUGGUCUACAGCUCAGAUCCAUCAGGCGAAGAGAAGUUUCCUGGAAUUCUCCACCAGGAAUGGCGUUUGUCCACAAGAGCAAAUGUUUCCCAGUGAAUCUUUGUUGUCAGAGAUGGACUCAGUUCACGGAGAAGACUGUCGUCCAUGUUACCACUCAGUUCUGGAGCUGCGUCGGACUCGUAUCAUCUGGAAGAACUGCCUCAUCCUCAGCUUCGCUCUGUUCAUCGGGACCGGUAUUCAGUACUGUUUCACCAGGAAUCUGCACAGUUACUCCACCAACUUCUACUUCAGCUACUUCAUCAGAAUCAUCACCGGAGCUCUGGCCGCCGUCUUCCUCUGCAUCACUGUCAAUCACUUCGGGCGACGUGGCAUUCUGCUGCUGUCGGCCAUCAUCACUGGACUGUCGUCACUGCUGCUGCUGGCCCUCACUCAGUACCUGCAGGGCGGUCUGGUGUUGGUUCUGUCCAUGGUGGGUUUGCUCUUCUCUCAGGCUCUGGCUCAGCUCAGCGUCUUCUUUGCCUGUGAGGUGAUGCCAACUGUGGUUCGUGGUGGCUGCCUGGGCCUGGUCUUGUCAUCUGGUUGUGUGGGCAUGGCUGCGUCGUCCCUGAUGGAGCUCCAGAAUAACAGCGGUUAUUUCCUACACCAUGUCAUCUUUGCGACGUUCGCCGUCCUCUCCGUUCUGUCCAUAAUGCUCCUACCUGAGAGUAAGCGGAAGCCUCUCCCGGACUCUCUGACGGAGGGCGAGAACCAGCGGCGGCCACCACUCUACGUGUCUCGGCCUGACAGAGACAACCUGCCUUUGCUGCACACUCGACAUCCUCUGUCGGAAUACAACCCUGAAAACUACUCCUUUUUGGUUAGUGCCACCAGGAAGAUGUUGUCUAAGGACACUUUGCCUUACAGGAUUUCUGUGCCCAGUCACCCCCCACUGCUGGAGGACGAAACACAGGGAAUGAACGAGUCCUGAAAACCACUCGUAUUUGACUGCUCCUUCACAUACCUCACGUGUUCUUAAUCACUGGAUGGUCUUAGCUCAGCAGUAGAACGGGCUGCUUCUUCAGAAUCUCAAUUCACAUUUAAACCCAUAGAGGUGUUCUCUCAAGUUGUUACAUUUGUGACCUAAAGCUAAAUGAUGGAUCGACAUGUUUCUGACUGACCAUCUGUGUUUGGUUUAUUAACUUAGAAAUGAGCAAACGUUCAUAUCUGUCCACCUCAGGUCAGGGUCUCUUUUUUUGUUUUUGUUCGUCGCUUGUCCGUGGAGAUUGUGGUCAAAGGUCAUGUGAGCUGAUGCAGCGCCAUCAAACAUGACUUUUCCAUUAGGUUAUUUUUUUAUGAAGUCAUCAGAGGUUUCAGCAGUGUCUCAGUGCUGAGCAGAGCCCAGGAACCCAUGGUGUGCUAAUGUAAUGAUGUUACUUUAUUUGGCUCUGAAUGAAGUACUGGUCACUGGCUGAAGAAAGCACUGUGUCAUAAUAGGAAAAACAAGGUUAAACCAAUAUCUGAACAGCAAUGUCCUGUCGUAAAGUUACUUUUCCUCAACAAAAAUGUUGGUAAACUAAUAAAACACAGUGCUAUUUUUAAAAACAAGCCAUUCCUAUAUAUUUAUAUAUAUAUAUAUAGUAUAUUCCUGUCUCCUGCCAGACUUCCCCUGAAUUCACUGGGAGUCGUAUAUGUUAAAAUGGGUUUAGUAUUUUUGUUAAUUCACAUCUCAAAAUCCUUCCAUGACAGUAUAAAAAAUGAGUUGUCAUUGAAAAGAUAGUUUGACUAAAAAACUCCUCACGCUGCUUUUUGCAUUUCCGUCCAGCUA
Messenger RNA from Cynoglossus semilaevis (tongue sole), 3097 nucleotides. RefSeq names its product solute carrier family 22 member 31 (gene slc22a31). The transcript is spliced from 10 exons. NCBI's taxonomy places the organism in Eukaryota, Metazoa, Chordata, Actinopteri, Pleuronectiformes, Cynoglossidae. Gene Ontology annotation, biological process: transmembrane transport. Gene Ontology annotation, cellular component: membrane. Gene Ontology annotation, molecular function: transmembrane transporter activity. The coding region runs from base 407 to 2260 and encodes 617 amino acids. The record is from RefSeq and is a predicted model, not a curated record.